Messenger RNA from Lodderomyces margitis, 1776 nucleotides. RefSeq lists its product as uncharacterized. Gene Ontology annotation, molecular function: antiporter activity; xenobiotic transmembrane transporter activity. The record is from RefSeq and is a predicted model, not a curated record. Gene Ontology annotation, biological process: xenobiotic detoxification by transmembrane export across the plasma membrane. The coding region runs from base 1 to 1776 and encodes 591 amino acids. Gene Ontology annotation, cellular component: membrane. NCBI's taxonomy places the organism in Eukaryota, Fungi, Ascomycota, Pichiomycetes, Serinales, Debaryomycetaceae. The transcript has a single exon.
AUGUCACAACCAGACAGAAGUCAUCAAUUCACUCAUUCAAGCUCAAAAAGAAGGGCGUCUGUUGUGUACGGUUCAAUUGGGAAAGGUGGUCUUUACAUUCCUUCAGACUUUAUUGGAUCGUCAUCGAAUAAAACCCAUCAUCUACAAGAAGAUAGUUUAGCAGACGAAAAUGCACCUUUGCUUGACGUGCAGGGUCCACAGGCUGCUCUAGUGGAGCCUACUCCAAAUCCUUUUAAAAACAGGCGAAAACUGAGCACGGUUGCUAGAGAGUUGUUAGAACAGGAACGGGAAUUGUUGCACGAAAGCCAUAUCCCAGUCGACGACUUAAAAAGUGAUGAUGACGUUAGAGAUGCAUUUGAAGAUGCCGUGCAAAACAAACAAAUCGAAGUCACUACUCCGCUAAUCGAAUUGAAAACGUUAAUCAGCUCAUCCAUACCGUCAGUAGUUACAUUCCUAUUGCAAUGUUCACUUUCAACUGUUUCCGUUUUCUGUGUUGGCCAUAUCGGUGCGACUGAGUUGGCAGCUGUAUCGAUGGGUGCCAUGACAGCCAAUAUCACAGGAUAUGCUACUAUACAAGGUAUAGCCACUGCGUUAGAUACAUUAUGUCCACAGGCAUUUGGUGCCAGGAAAUACACCAUGGUUGGAGAGUAUUUUCAAAAAUGUACCGCAUUGAUAGUAGUUGUCAUGCUUCCAGUUUUGAUUGCCUGGGUGUUUUUUGGCUACGAUCUAAUUUGUCUUAUAGUACCAGACAAGGAGACAGCAAAAUUUGCUGCAGUAUAUCUACAAUACGUCUCCUUUGGUAUUCCAGGAUACAUCUCAUUUGAAUGUGGAAAGAGGUUUUUACAGGCACAGGGGAUUUAUAAUAUUGGGGCUUAUGUGUUACUCGUAGCCGCUCCGUCAAACUUGUUCAUGAACUGGUACUUGGUCAAGAAGAUUGGAUACGUUGGUGCUCCUAUUUCAGUGGCAAUAAACUAUUGGUUAAUGGCAAUCGGAUUGUAUGUUUUGACUGUAUUUUACAUCAAAGCAGAAGACACCCCCAAUGGCUUCCAUCCAUUGAGGUGUUGGGGUGGACUCGAUAUCAAGAAAGCUUUCAAAGGAUGGGGGAGAUUGAUCUCGUUAGCUAUUCCCGGUCUUGUCAUGUUGGAGGCAGAAUUUCUCGCAUUUGAAAUAUUAACAUUGUUGGCAUCGUACAUCGAUACCAAGUCCUUGGCGGCGCAAUCUAUCGGAACAACAAUGGCGUCAUUAACCUACCAAGUGCCUUUUGCUAUUGGAAUUGCAUCGUCAUCAAGAAUUGCCAACUUUUUAGGAGCCGGAUUAGCUGAAUCUGCCAAAGUUACCACUAAAGUGUCACUCUCAUUUGGAUUGGUAAUUUCGUUAUUAAAUUUCCUUGCUUUAUACUGUUUCCAAAGACCAAUCGCUGAAGCCUUUACUAAAGACCAGGAUGUUAUUAACAUUGUUCUCAACGUCAUGUGGCUUAUCGCAUUGAUGCAGAUCUCCGAUGCCAUGAAUGCAAAUUCGGCUGGUUGCUUAAGAGGACAGGGACAGACCAAAAUUGGGGGUAUUGUCAAUUUGGUUUCGUACUAUGUUGUUGGUCUCCCCUUGUCAAUAUAUCUUUCAUUCUAUUCCCCAUGGAAAGGGUCAUUGAAUGGGUUGUGGAUUGGAAGUACAGUUGCAUUAACAAUCAUUGGUGUGGUGCAAAGUUACUAUGCUUUGGCAGCAAACUUUAACCACCUAUGUGAAGAGGCAAGAAAGAGAACAUCAGCACAAGAGGUUUAA